AUGAAGCUCGGCAGCUUGAUCAUGGCGGCCAGCGCCGCGAGCCUGGUGCACGCGUCGUCGUCGUCUUCUUCCACGAAGCGUGAUGCCGUCAAGAAGCGCGCUAAUGGGUUCACCUGGGUCGGCGCCAAUGAAUCUGGUGCCGAAUUUGGCGAGACUAACAUUCCUGGAAAAUUGGGAACCGAUUACACCUGGCCCAACGCCAGCUCUAUCCAGACCCUGAGAGAUGCGGGUAUGAACAUCUUCCGAGUUCCAUUCCUCAUGGAGCGCUUGGUGCCUGAUGACAUGACCGGCACUCCUGACGCCACAUACUUGAAGGCGUUGAAAUCGACUGUCCAGUCGAUUACCGAGGGCGGUGCAUACGCUGUCCUUGAUCCCCACAACUACGGAAGAUAUUCUGGAAACAUCAUCACUUCCACCUCCAACUUCCAGUCCUUCUGGAAGACCGUUGCUGGUGAAUUCUCAUCGAAUGAGAAGGUCAUCUUCGAUACCAACAAUGAGUAUCAUGACAUGGAUCAGAGCCUGGUCCUCAAGCUGAACCAGGCCGCCAUCAACGGUAUCCGAGCUGCUGGAGCCAAGACGCAGUAUAUUUUCGUCGAGGGCAACUCGUACUCUGGUGCCUGGAAAUGGGCCGACACCAAUGACAACCUGAAGGGUUUGACCGACCCUCAAGACAAGAUCGUCUAUGAGAUGCACCAGUACCUUGACUCGGAUGGCUCUGGUACUUCUGAAACCUGUGUCAGCUCGACUAUUGGUAAGGAGCGUCUGCAGACGGCCACCAAGUGGCUCAAGGACAACAACAAGAAGGGAUUCCUUGGUGAAUUUGCUGGCGGUGUCAACAAAGACUGUGAGACGGCAGUGGAGGGACUUCUCUCUUACAUGUCCGACAACAGCGAAGUCUGGAUGGGUGCCGAAUGGUGGGCUGCCGGUCCCUGGUGGGGUGACUACAUGUACAACUUGGAGCCAAAGGACGGCCAGGCAUACUCGACCUACCUGCCCAUCCUCAAGAAGUACUUUGUGAGCGAUUCGAGCACCAGCUCCGCGAGCAGCGCCAACACCAAGGUGAAGAUUAGUACUCCUACCCCAUCCAGCCAGCCAGCGUUCCCCAGCACCACUCCGGCAGUCCCAACCCCCAGUGUUCCGUCUUCGGCCUCGAUUUAUGUGCCUACUACGUUCCUCACAGCCUCGAGCUCGUCCAUCCCAUCCUCGACCAGCAGCGUGCCUGCUGCGAGCAGCUCGGGUCUUGUGAACCGCUACUAUCAAUGCGGUGGCCAGGACUGGACUGGACCGACUACUUGCCAGAGCCCUUACACUUGCGUCAAGCAGAACACCUUCUACUCCCAGUGCAUGUAA
Messenger RNA from Aspergillus wentii DTO 134E9, 1350 nucleotides. RefSeq names its product putative extracellular endoglucanase/cellulase (gene egl3). The transcript has 5 exons. NCBI's taxonomy places the organism in Eukaryota, Fungi, Ascomycota, Eurotiomycetes, Eurotiales, Aspergillaceae. The record is from RefSeq and is a predicted model, not a curated record. Bases 1 to 1350 code for a protein of 449 amino acids. Gene Ontology annotation, biological process: glucan catabolic process. Gene Ontology annotation, molecular function: hydrolase activity, hydrolyzing O-glycosyl compounds; cellulose binding. Gene Ontology annotation, cellular component: extracellular region.